AUGGUUUCAGUGAAUAUAAGAAAAUAUUUGCCGACGAAUUCCCAGAUGACAGACGAAUUAUUUUCAAGACCGGCGAAGCUUUAUGAAAACAUGAAAAAUGUGUCUGUCGACUCGCGUGUAAUUGACUUCGUUUGGUGUGUACUUAAAAAUCUUUAUGGCACUUUCAAGACAUUCGUUAGUUUUUUUAAAAUAGUUCAAAUAAUGGUUGUUGGUGGUAUCAAUUUAAUAUUCAUUGUACAUCGUACAAUGCUGAUGCAUAACAAUUUUCAACAAAUAAUGCAAUUCACUUCUCUACAGCUCUUUUGUUCUAUUUAUAAAUUUAUAAACGAAAAUGUUGAGUUGCUUACUUCCUGCUCAAAUCCUAAACAAGACUUUCAACGCUUGAGCAUCAUGAUGAUUUAUUACAUAUCGUUUGAGAAUAAUUCAUCACGACUGCAAUGGGCCUUUGUUCAACUUCUAUUAAAAUUAGAAAGUAUAACUAAAUCAAUUAAUUUUCAUUUCUCUAUUGAUGAAGAAAGCUUCAAGAUCAUUUUAAAAUCUGCCCUUCAAAUCAUGCAUCGUUAG
Messenger RNA from Clunio marinus, 564 nucleotides. NCBI's taxonomy places the organism in Eukaryota, Metazoa, Arthropoda, Insecta, Diptera, Chironomidae. The record is from the annotation of a GenBank genome assembly.